ACUUGUAUGCAUGCAAACAUGUGAUGACACAUGUGCGUAUAUACCCUCAAAUUAGUUAAAUCUGAAAAAAGAAACAAGAGAAAUAUAUGUAAUUUUUUUCUAUUUAAUUUGUAGUUAAACAUACAAAAUGGGUUUAACCAAACAAUAUCUGAGAUAUGUACCAGCAGGUAAUGCGAAUAUAAUUGUAAGCCCACGUUGUAACGUUGCCUUUGUAACAUUGGAAAAUCAAGAAGGUAGAUUUGUUGCUGCUGCUGCAUGUGAACAUGUAUAUAUUUGGGAUCUACGUCUUGGAGAAAAGGCGCAAGUAUUAUCUGGAGAGAAGAUAUGUGUAACACGUCUAGCUGCAUCACCCAAUAAAAGGCAUAUUGCUGUCGGUUAUGCAGAUGGUACAGUGAAGAUCUUUGAUUUAACCACUGGUGAAAAUGUCAGUGUAUUUGUAGGACACAAAUCUGAAAUAACAGCAUUGGCAUAUGACACUUUAGGACAUAGAUUAGCCACUGGUUCCAAGGACACAGAUAUCAUUAUCUGGGAUGUGGUAGCUGAAACAGGAAUAUGUCGAUUAACUGGGCACAAAGGUGUCAUAACUAAAUUGGCAUUUAUGAGAGAACACAACAUUAUUAUCAGCAGUAGCAAGGAUACAUUUGUAAAGUUUUGGGAUUUAGACACAGAGCAUAACUUCAAAACUCUUGUUGGACAUAGAUCAGAAGUUUGGAGUUUUAUCUUAGUGAAGGAUGAUCAAUAUUUAAUAACAGGAUGCAAUGAUAAAGAAUUGCGUGUUUGGAAAAUAACCAUUCUUGAUAACAAGAAUAUUGAACUUGAUGCUGCUGUAAGUGCUUUGGAUCUUGAUGAGGAAAAUGAGGAAAGCAUGGAAAUGGAUGUGGAUAUGAAAUAUCCUAUAAGAUGCAAGAAAAUUGGGGGUAUAUUAAGAGCAGGUGGUGGCCGAGUCACCUCCUUGGAAGUUGACUCUACCGGCAAAAUUCUUGGAUGUCAUGGAGCGGGGAAUUCUAUAGAAUUAUUCCAUCUAUUGCCCGACGACAUAGUAAAGAAUAGAUUUACGAAAAGAUUGAAGAAGGAAAGACAUCAAGCUCAGCAGGAAGAGAAUAAUACAGAGGAGCUACCAAAUGCACCAGCUCUCAGAGAUGAGAUAAAACGUUUACCUAUUGUUCAAAUACUUGGUAAACCAAGAGGAUUUGAUUUAAUUAUGGGUAAAGGAAACGAGCUUAGAAUAUGCGUUGGAGAUAAUAACAAUUCAAUUGAAUUAUAUUCUUUACACACGGAAGAAAAAAAACCUGAAGUGAAGCGUUUACGUUCAAUAACAGCACAUGGACAUCGUACAGAUGUCCGAGCUAUUUGUUUUAGCUCCGACAAUUUGGCAUUUGCCACAGUUAGCGGAGAUUCAGUUAAAUUAUGGAAUAGACCAACAUUGGCGUGUUUACGCACAGUACAGUGCGGUUACGCUUUGGCAGUAACAUUUGUACCAGGUGAUAGGCAUCUGAUUGUUGGUUUAAAGGAUGGUAAAAUGCUUAUUAUUGAUAUCGCAUCUGGCGAUAUUUUGGAAGAAGUGCCGGCGCAUUCCAAGGAGCUUUGGAGCGUGACGUUAUUUCCUGAUUUGAAAGGGGUGGCUAGCGGUGGUGGUGAUCAAACGGUAAAAUUUUGGAACUUUGAACUCAUUCAAGACUCCGACAAUCAGAUAAAAGCGAAGGUUCUUUCUGUUUUACAUGCAAGAACGCUUAAGCUUGAAGAAAGUGUACUGUGUGUAAGAAUAAGCCCAAAUAACAGAUUUGUCGCCGUUUCUCUAUUGGACUCUACCAUUAAAAUCUUCUUCUUAGAUACAUUUAAGUUUUUUGUAUCGCUUUAUGGACAUAAACUGCCAGCGUUAUGUAUGGAUAUAUCCAGCGACUCUACCCUCAUUGCAACCGGUUCUGCCGAUCGCAACAUUAAAAUCUGGGGUUUGGAUUUCGGCGAUUGUCACAAAUCCAUAUUCGCGCACGACGAUUCUGUUACAGGUCUCUCGUUCGUACCUGGAACACAUUACUUCUUUAGCUCUGGAAAAGAUGGAAAAAUCAAACAAUGGGAUGCCGACAUAUUUCGAAAGAUCGUCACGUUACACGGUCAUGCUGGGGAAAGUUGGAAUUGUUGCAUUUCACCAAAUGGAGUUUUCGUCGCUUCAUGCGGUUCUGAUAAGGUAGUUAGAUUAUACGAAAAGACUAAUGAACCAUUAGUAUUGCAAGAUGAAGCAGAAGACGAAAGAGAACAACAGGAAAACGAGCUAGUCACUGGGGAAACUACUACAGUAUUAGGACAAAAGCAACAAACUUUACCUUCUAGAAAGACCGUUAACAGUGAAAAGGCUGCUGAAUUGAUACUGGAAUGUUUGGAAGUGUCCAAACAAUACGAAGCAGAAUUGAGUACAGCUGUUUCGGAUGAUAAAGCACCAUCUCUUCCUCUGUUAAUGCAAGCUUAUAAUUGUACAAGUACAGAAGACUUCUUACUGGAAACCUUUAAGCGUGUUAGGGCAAGUGAAUUGGAAGAAACAUUACUGUUAUUGCCGUAUUCUGCCGCCUCUGAUAUUUUGCAAAGACUUCCUAACUUAUUGAAGAGGGAUUACCAUGUAGAGUUAUUAGUUAGAUUAGCUUUAUGCUUAAUACAAGCAUAUCAUGGUCCAAUAGUAGCCAAUCAAAAUCUUUUGCCUACAUUAGAGAGUGUGAAGAAGCUUGCUGUAGAAAAGAUAUCCACUUUAAGGGAUACUAUUGGAUUUAAUUUGCAUGGAAUGAUGUACACACAGCGCAUUCUUGAAGAACGAGAAGGAAUCAAAUUUUUCAGAGAUGCCACUAAGAGUAAAGAACACAAAAACAAAAUCAGAAGAAAUAAGGAAAAGGCUGUAAAAAGAGCAAUUAUGAAUCUGUAAUAUUUUUUGAGGAACUUUGUAUAUGUAUAUAUA
Messenger RNA from Camponotus floridanus (Florida carpenter ant), 2941 nucleotides. Its product is annotated as WD repeat-containing protein 3. Gene Ontology annotation, biological process: maturation of SSU-rRNA. Gene Ontology annotation, molecular function: protein binding; snoRNA binding. Bases 128 to 2908 code for a protein of 926 amino acids. The record is from RefSeq and is a predicted model, not a curated record. The transcript is spliced from 14 exons. Lineage: Eukaryota; Metazoa; Arthropoda; Insecta; Hymenoptera; Formicidae. Gene Ontology annotation, cellular component: small-subunit processome; Pwp2p-containing subcomplex of 90S preribosome.